Molecule: messenger RNA, 1738 nt
Organism: Lolium perenne
Lineage: Eukaryota; Viridiplantae; Streptophyta; Magnoliopsida; Poales; Poaceae
Product: putative F-box/FBD/LRR-repeat protein At1g78760
Source: RefSeq, a predicted model, not a curated record
AAGCCGGACUUCCCGGUUCGGUGCUGCGCAAAACCCAAACUCCGAAGUCCGAACUAGGAAGUGGCUCGCCUUAAACCCUAGCAAAGCCGUCGGCCGCCGCUGACUCCCGUCCUGGCGAUUCCGCGGGAGCGCUUCUCUCCCUUGCCGGUGAGAACACGACAUCUUUCUGCCAGUUUCUUGUGUUCCAGCCUUUGGUUGAGGAAUCCGAGGUAGGGUUGCUAUGGGGAAAGGUGACAAGCAGGCAGUGAAAAGUGACAGUGAUGAGAUCAUAGACCUUGAUUACAGAGAUUUUUGGGGUUGGGGCGCUGAAAAGUUUGCUCGUUAUGUUAACAAUCUAUUGCACGACCGUCAUAACGUGGACUUGCACACAUUCCGUCUGCAUUGGGAUCCUGAUGUUCCCCUGAACUGCAAAGAUCUCAGAUCGUGGAUUAGCUACGCGGUGAAACAUAAAGUUAAAGUGCUUGACGUGGAACUUCGUAUGUAUGAUAAGACUAAUUUACCUCCUGGCAUUUUCACCUGUCGCUCACUUCAGGAGCUAAAUUUGCAGUGGGGUGGAGCUCCUUACCAAGACAUCGAACAUAAGGGACUUGUACCGCCUGACAUAAUCAGGCUUCCUUCUCUAAAAAAAUUGACUCUGCGCGAUGUCGAAGUGAGCGAGCUUCCUCUGAGCAGUUUCAUUGACCGGAGCCCUGGCCUAGAAGACUUGCAUUUGAUAGAAUCUGCAACAUGUCUUAAGCUCAUAGCCUCAAAGGUGCUAAAAAGGCUGACCCUUGAUGGUUCCAUGUAUGGAGUCGAGAACCUUGUAAUUUCUGCCCCUCAUCUCAUUAGCUUUGAGUGCACUGGUUGUUCACUGAAGGAUAUUUCCUGGAGAGACAAGCCAUCCUUAGAGAGAGCACGCAUACAUACUUGUGGGAGUACAUUUGGUGGUGAAUCUAGGUUUACAGAAGUUCUCGUGCACGCCAAAGAACUUGCAUUAUUUGGUUCUGACAUAAAGGUUAUGUUGGAAAAGGAGCUGCCUACAUGUUCAGUGUUUGAGAACCUUACAACUCUUGAACUUGGUAAAUGGGAUUUAACCAAGGACAUCUAUGCUGUGCUUCGCUUUCUCCAGCUUUCACCAAGACUAGAAGAACUCACUUUAAUGCAUAGGCUGCCUUACAAAGAAGCUGGAACAGAUGUUAUGCCAAUUGGCGAAAUGAGCUUCCAGUGCCCAUUCCUUGGAAGUGUGACCAUACAACGUUCAGAGGGUGAUACUGGAGUUGAUAAGCUGGUGGAUGUUCUGGUUGCGCAUGGGGUUAGUUCGGACAAGAUAAGGGUUACUUCCUAUGAAGAUAUCCAGAAGAAGGCUCACGCUGACAAGAUACGUGCCGAACAGGAGCGGCCGAAGAAAAAACUCAGAAUGGUUUGAUGAUGAUCCUUGCGGACCCCGAGUGACCCUGUUAGCGAGCAGAUGAUGAUCCUAAUGACUUUUGAGGAGUGUGGCCUUGGCACCAAUGAUUCUGACCAUGAUGCUUUCUAAGUAGAGCUCUGCAGGUUUUACUGUUUACCGAACAAUAGGCGUCCUUUGUUUUCUAAGUAGAGCUUUGCAUGAGACUUCAUUUUCAGUCCUUUUAAGUAUGUACUGGAACCUUGUGACUGCUGGAUUAUGGAGCAACGAGUCUUGCUCUUAUCUGUAUGCUGUAAUCAUUUGCACUGUUUCAGCAUAGUAGCUGCGUGGUGUAUUUGCUCCGCAUUCGAUUUU